Molecule: messenger RNA, 1265 nt
Organism: Phodopus roborovskii (desert hamster)
Lineage: Eukaryota; Metazoa; Chordata; Mammalia; Rodentia; Cricetidae
Product: lipid droplet-associated hydrolase-like
Exons: 6
Biological process (GO): lipid storage
Cellular component (GO): lipid droplet
Molecular function (GO): lipase activity
Source: RefSeq, a predicted model, not a curated record
AUGGAGAUGAGCAGCAGAAACAACAGUGUGCUCACAGUCAACAAUCAAGUGAUGGAGAUGAGCAGCAGAAACAACAAUGUGCUCACAGUCAACAAUCAAGUGAUGGGGAUGAGCAGCAGAAACAACAAUGUGCUCACAGUUAACAAUAAAGUGAUGGGGAUGAGCAUCAGAAACAACAGUGUGCUUAUAGUCAACAAUCAAGUGAUGGAGAUGAGCAGCAGUUCCCGAAGGCACUCCAUGUCUACAGCUGCCAGUCUUCUCAUAAUAUCUAUGAGUUGUGAUGUUUCAGAUAAUGCUGCCAUCCACUUCUGUGAGACAAAUGUUCCAGAAAUUGUUGAUGUCUAUGGUCUGAAUGGUCAAAUACAACACAAAGUGGCCUUUCUGAGAGCUCAUGUGCCAAAAGAUGUAAAGCAGAUACUCACUGGCCAUUCCAUAGGCUGCUAUAUUUCUCUUCGGCUCAUGAAGCAUGUUCCUGAGCUGCCUGUCAUCCACACCUUCCUGCUGCUUCCCACUAUUGAGCAGAUGUCUGAGACACCCAAAGGCAGGAUUGCCACUCCACUUUUGUGCUGGCUUCGAUAUGUGCUCUAUGCUGCCAGCUACUUAGUCUUUAAGCCCUGUCCUGAAAUAAUAAAGUCCUUCAUAGCCACAAAAGCCCUUGAAAGACUGAACUUUACCUGUGAAAUUCCUGUGAAGAGUGCUCUUCAACCAUUCUGCCUGGCUAAUGCUGCCUACCUUAGGAGUCAAGAAAUGGUACAGAAGAGACUAUGAUAAAAUCGUAAAGGAACAUUAACUAAGCUGACAUUUUACUAUGGUAAAACAGAUAGCUGGUGUCCAGUAAAGUACUAUGAAGACAUGAAGAAAGAUUUUCCCGAAGGCGAUAUCCGACUCUGUGAGAAAGGAAUAUCACAUGCUUUUGUCCUUAGCUUUAACCAGGAGGUGGCUACCAUAGUUGCUGACUGGAUGAAUAAUAAGCUGCCCAAAAUAUAAGCACUGGCUCAGGGAAAAUGCACCUGCAGCCAGUUCAUGGAGGCUGUAGGUGUGCUCUGCUUAGGGGUGGAUGUUUAAUCCUAAAGCUUGAAAAGGAAACGUGAGACCCUCUUGGCUGACAGACCACCAGCUCCCAUCUCCCUGUGCUUAGACUAAAGUGAUCACAGUUGACUCUUUCCACGUGUUCCCUGACUCGGGAAACAGUCAUCUCCACAGAGAUUCCUCUUUUUACAAGAAGCCCAACAGCACUGUACAGUGAAGUUUGCCCAACGGAUCCU